Molecule: messenger RNA, 1372 nt
Organism: Papilio machaon (common yellow swallowtail)
Lineage: Eukaryota; Metazoa; Arthropoda; Insecta; Lepidoptera; Papilionidae
Exons: 4
Coding region: 122-1372 (416 amino acids)
Biological process (GO): sensory perception of taste
Cellular component (GO): membrane
Source: RefSeq, a predicted model, not a curated record
UAAAAAGUGUUCCGUGUAAUGUGCCCACUUCAGAAUCGCGUGGAGACCAUUCGCUGAGCAACUUGCAUUUAUGGCCUGUCUGUAGUCUAUAUUUAACUGUGGAAAAAUCAGUGCAGUCAACAUGCAAACUAAUAUAGUGUCGGAGAAUAAUGUUGAAAGUAUUUCGCGUACAUGUGAUUCUCUAAAACCACUUUGUCUAUUGCUUAAAUUAUUUUCACUAAAUUGUAACAAAGACAAACAGAUCUCCAACAAGCCGACUUGUUUCUUAAUAUGCAAGAGUAUUACAAUGGCAAUUGUUCUAGGAUCAUUAACCAUCUUCUCCUUAUAUUGGAAGAUUAUCAAGUUAUACAGCGAAAUUAAUGUUUCUAUUAAAAUAACCGAUGCCAUCCAAAUGAUAUACGACUUAUGCCAAUAUUUAGUUGAUAUAUUUUUUGUGUUAGUCUACGGACGAGAGAUGAGCUUUGAAUAUUUCAAACAGUAUGGUAGACUUGACAAUAUGAUUGGUAUGAACUAUAACUCUGAAAUUAAAUUAAGACUUUAUAAAUUAAUUGCGUUCUUCGCUUUGAUGUGGGCGACAAGUAGUGUUUGUGACUUCACUGCAUGGGUUUUUACUUAUGGAUGGCUGGCUCCAUUUGUAUAUUCCAUUGCAUAUGUUUACUUACUCAUAAAGAUCUUAACAACACUAGAUCUCAUAUCACAAGUGAUGCAGAUUGAAUAUCGUUUAAGUUGUCUUGGUGAUGUACUAUUAACAUGUUACUGUGCUGAAAAGAAGGAACAGAGUUCUGUUGAAGAUUGCGCUUUUAAAUAUAAUUGGUUUUACCCUAAUAAUAAAUUGGGUAAAGUCCAAAUUUCUUCCCUAAAGAAAGUUGAAUCUAAUGUACUUGAUGAUAUAAAGUGUCUUAAAAUAUAUUAUCUGCUACUGAUCGAGCAAUGUGCAUUUAUCAACAAAAUGUAUGGAUUGAGGAUAUUGUUGAACAGUUUGAGUUUACUCAUCGACAUGGUGAGGUUUACAAACAUAGCUGUGAGGUAUAUAAUCAUCUCUGAGGAAACUGUUGACACCGACUACUUCCCUACGAUAUCCAGUUUGAUGCGGUUAUCAACGUGUGCUGCUAUUGUCAUCUCUCUCGUACAUCACUGUGAGAAGGCAUAUAGACAAAGAGAUAGAAUUAUUUGCAUUUUGGACAAUUACCUCGUCAUGAGAGAUCCAAGUAAUGAAGUUCGAUCAGCGUUGAAUUUUUUGCGAGAUUUAGUUCAGUCAAGACCGAUCACAUUUCAUAUGGCGUAUUUUUUCCGAUUCGACUAUUCUUUGUUGGUAUCCAUGGCGUCAGUGGUCGUUACGUACACAAUUAUUAUAUUGCAGAGUAUCAAUUGA